AUGAGGCAGGGUGAUCCCAUAUCUCCCUUUUUAUUUGUGGCGGUUAUGGAAGCUUUGUCAUGCCUUAUUGACAAGGCAAUGGAGCUGGGUAUUUUUUUUGGAAUCAAGCUUCCCAAUGACGGUCCGGUUUUGUCUCAUUUAUUCUUUGCUGAUGAUGCUUUGAUUAUUGGUGAAUGGAAUGAAAGCAAUGCAUUCAAUAUCGUGAGAAUCUUAAGAUGCUUCCAUGUAUGCUCCAGGCUCAGAAUCAAUUUGGGGAAGUCCAAUAUAUAUGGCAUUGGGGUGGAUUUGGCAAGUGUAGGAAAUUUGGCGGAAGUGGUUGGCUGUAAGCCGGACUCCCUCCCCUUCAAGUAUCUUGGGUUGAAGGUGGGGGCCAAUAUGAAUCGUGUUAAUAAUUGGAGACCUGUGUAUGAUGUAUUUGAAUCUAGGCUUGCGUUAUGGAAGUCGGCUCUGUUGUCUAUCGGAGGUAGAAUCACUCUCAUUCGCUUGGUCCUGGUUAGUAUUCCUAAUUACUACUUUUCUCUUUAUAAGGCUCCCGUGAAGGUUGUCAAGGAUUUGGAAUGCAUGAUUAAAAAGUUUCUUUGGGGAGAAACUAAUGACAUUAGAAAAACGCAUUGGGUUGCAUGGGACAAGAUUUCUACCUCCAUCAAAUCGGAUAGGCUGGGAAUUUGUAAGUUGGCUAAUGUCAACAAGGCACUUCUAUGUAAGUGGGGGUGGAGAUACAAAAAAGAUAGUGAUAAUCUCUGGGUCAAAGUGGUGGAUGCUAUUCAUUCUGGUGGGGCUGGCUGGUCGUUUCUUCCGACGAAGAAGUCGAUUGGAGGAGUUUGGAACAAUGUUGUGUCGGUUAUCAAUAAACCCAUUGUCGGUAACGCGCGUCUCCGUGGUUUUUUAGGGGUACGGUGGGAAGGGGGGAUGAUAUCUUAUUCUGGCUGGAUCCUUGGUUAA
Messenger RNA from Helianthus annuus (common sunflower), 942 nucleotides. RefSeq lists its product as uncharacterized. The record is from RefSeq and is a predicted model, not a curated record. The transcript has a single exon. Lineage: Eukaryota; Viridiplantae; Streptophyta; Magnoliopsida; Asterales; Asteraceae. The coding region runs from base 1 to 942 and encodes 313 amino acids.